Molecule: messenger RNA, 510 nt
Organism: Acanthocheilonema viteae
Lineage: Eukaryota; Metazoa; Nematoda; Chromadorea; Rhabditida; Onchocercidae
Source: the annotation of a GenBank genome assembly
AUGAUAUCAAAUUACCUGGCGGAUUCAAGUGAUAUAAGCCUUAACAUACAUCGAUCAACUCGAGGUGUGAGAAUUGUUGAAUUCGAGAGUAAUGAGCUGGAACUUGAUGGAGAACGAGUGGAAGCUGAGGUUGAACUUUGGGAUUGCAGUGGUGAUAAACAGUAUGUGAAAUGUUGGCCUGCAAUUCAAUAUAAUACUGAUGGUGUUAUAUUGGUUUGUAGGCCUGAUCAAGAUGGUGGAUCGGAACUUUUGCCGUGGUAUGAAGAAUUUGUACAACGUGGAAACAUUAACCCAUCACUCGUUCUUGUCCUAUUACAUACAAUCAAUGAGUCAUCAAACGAUCCAAUGACCAAUGAUGAGACAAUCACCAAAUUUUCUCUCGUACCGCAAAUGAGCGGUCUUCGAGUUGUAUCACUGAAUAUCGAUCGUGACGAUGAUAAUCUUCGAUUAGAAUUUAAUGGCUUUCUGUGUCGUGUUAUUUCAAAUGUAAGAACUCAAAAAAUUGAAUAA